Didymodactylos carnosus is the source of this 1314-nucleotide messenger RNA. NCBI's taxonomy places the organism in Eukaryota, Metazoa, Rotifera, Eurotatoria, Philodinida, Philodinidae. The record is from the annotation of a GenBank genome assembly.
AUGUCGAAUAAAGCUUCUACGAAUGUUAGCAUUAUUUCAAAGUUAUGUGCAAUUGUUACAGAUAAUCCAAAUACAAUGCAAAAGAUGCAAGAUUUAUUCAUUUCGAAACUAGAAAAUCAACAUAUAAUUGAAUUGCGAUGUUUUGCACAUGCCAUAAACUUGAUUGCUGGUGUUGUAGUUAAGCAUGUUUAUGCGAAAAAUAUUAUUAGCAAAGUAACAACAAUCACAUCAUUUUCCAAUCAUUCACAUGCAUUUAAAGCAAAACUUAAAGAAGAAGCUAAACGAUUAAAAAUAAAAAAAGAAACUCUAAUAGAAUCGUUAUUACUCGGUGCACCAACAAAAAUAAUCAAUAUAAUGAAUAGUCGUUCAUUUUUUACCGACGUAGAAAAUUUAUAUAAACUUAUGAAACCAUUAGCAUAUGUAAUGUCAAUUAUCCAGUCUUCUUCAGUUACAUUGGCUGAUUGCUUCUUAAUUUUAUCAUAUCUUCGUUUAACAACAAAUCAGUUUAUUGCUAAUACUGAAACUCGAACGUUUGGUCGUUUUGUUAGCAAAGUGGUCGAUAUUCGACUGAAGGAGUUUCAUAAUGAUCUUUACUUAAGUGCUUAUUAUCUUCAUCUCAAUCAUGACGCAGGUUUACUUGCUGAUGGUCGAUCUGCUGUUUAUCGUUAUCUUGCUGAGUAUAGCAAAAAAACUGGUAACAAUUUAGCAACGACAAAACAUGUACUCGGUGCUUUACAACGAUAUGAAAUUAAAAAUGGACCAUACGCACUUCAUUAUACUGAAGUUAUGCCAGAACGGCUAUUCUCCAUUCUUGAUUGGCACCACAGUAAACGUCGUAAUCGUUUAAAUCUAUUUACACUUGAAGCAAUUGCUAAAAUACAUACAUUUUACAAAGCGGAAUUGAGCAAUCCUGAUGAUAUGAUGGAUAUGGGUUAUUUGGAAGAUAUAUUAGAUUUAAUGGAUGAUUCAUCUGCUGAUCCUGUUGUUAUUGAUGAAGGGAAUAAAUCUGCCGUAGAUGCAAUUGAUUUUUUUCUAUGUAUUAACGACAAUCAUCGUGUUUUACGUGAAAAGUGUGAUGAAGAAAACAUAAACGAAGAUCAACCUGUCGACGAUGAACACAUUUCAAAAUUUGAUCAUGUUCUAAAUACUGACAGUCGAGAUUUUCAACAGAUUUUAAUUGAUCUCGGUUUUAUCGAUAAUACUCAUCUGUUGCCAACUGAAGAUGAUGAAGGAACAGAAGCUGAACUAAUUGAAACAGUAUCAAACGAAGAUUGUGAUAUUGAUAAAUUAUUAACAGAGACUAUGAAUAUAUAA